This is a messenger RNA of Cataglyphis hispanica, 2742 nucleotides long. Its product is annotated as putative tRNA (cytidine(32)/guanosine(34)-2'-O)-methyltransferase. The transcript is spliced from 4 exons. The record is from RefSeq and is a predicted model, not a curated record. Gene Ontology annotation, biological process: tRNA methylation; cytoplasmic translation. Gene Ontology annotation, molecular function: tRNA methyltransferase activity. Gene Ontology annotation, cellular component: cytoplasm. The coding region runs from base 501 to 2414 and encodes 637 amino acids. NCBI's taxonomy places the organism in Eukaryota, Metazoa, Arthropoda, Insecta, Hymenoptera, Formicidae.
UUUUUUGUAUCGUAUUAUUCAUUAAAUAAAUGUAUAAGGACUUUUAUAAUUUGUUUUAAAAAAUGUGAAUUCUUAUUCUCGACUCUCGAUUUAUUAAUUUUCAAAAAUCGAACAUUGAUCAAAAAUGUAAAUUUUCAAUUUUUCAAUCAAAUGAAUUUUCUUCAUUUUAUAAUUAUGACUUCCUUUAUAACGUAAAAAAAAAUUAUCUAAACUUAAAUAAAAUUUUUAAAAAUUCUCGUAAUUCUUAAAUAUUUAAUUAUUUACUAAUGAGACUUCCGAAUUUGAUUUGCUUAACUAUAUAUGCAAAUUGGUGAAAAUUAUAAUAUAUACUUAGAGUUAUAUAUUUAUUUUCUUAUGUACCUUUAAAAUGUAUACUUUACAUGUUAUAUACUUGUCCGUUUACAUUGUUAUGAUUACACGAAAGGUAUUAUUGACGAACGGUUGCUCACAUCAAACAGUAAACACUGAAACGUUACAGUAAUAGCCGAUCGCAUCUGAAUAUGUGGAUGGACAAGACCGACAGGGUUUGCCGUUUCUGCAAGGACACGUUCUGCUGCACAAAAUGUCGCGAUCGUCACGUGGACAAGAUGCAUCCCGGCCUAAACGUCAAUUGUUGCCUGUGUGCUUCUGAGAUACUGCCAGUACGACAUGGCGAGUUUGAUAAAUUGGAUCUAAAGGACGAGGAGUUGUUGAAUCACAUAGUGGAAAAACAUUUGCCGUUACAAUGCCAACUGUGCGGUGACUUAUACGAAUCCAAAGAAGAUUUCAAGUCCUUCGGCAAGUGCAAGUGGUGGUCUCAAUAUUUUCUGUCGCCGAUAAACAUCGAAGAAAAACUAAAACAAUGUUUUAUGAGCGACUACAACGAGACUAGCACGCCGCCAGAGAUCUACCGGAAGACCAGCACACCGAUGCUCGUCGGCCAAAAGGCCACUUUCCAGACACCCUGUGUGCCAUAUUUCAGUCUGAAAACGCCUAAGACGAACUCGCCGUCGAUCAAUGCUCCAGGAUCACAGAACAGCGAUAUCUGCGGUGUCACCAAGUUCUUCAGCUUCUCCCGCAUCUCGAACGAGGAUACGCCGUUCAGAAUCGACAAGGACGAGCAGCUGUCCAAAAGUAAUUCCGGCAGGAAGCUGAACAUCAUGGAGAAACGAGAUGAAACUGCGAAUAACGAAACCGAAAGAAUAACUGUAAAUGAGAUGAUAGAUAUGAAUCUGACAGAACCUGAAGGCGGAAUUCUGGAAUCGCCCGCAUCGGAUGCCAUUUGCGAGAAGUCGGACAGAACGCCGGAUGUCGUGAAGAAAGUGAGAUUCUCCGAUCAGUAUGAAACCGUGCCGGAAUACAAAAGCUCGAUAAUGUCCUGCGCGGAAGUCUUGAACACAUCGACGGAGGAAGAGAAGUUUCACGACGCUCGCGAAAUCUCGAGUACACCAAAGGCGAAAAAUCUAGAAGACAAAAAUGAUAUAAAAGACACGAUAAAUAUUAUGCAAAACAUAGAGAAUACAAAAAAUAGCCAGGUGGAGGAUAAAAAGUGUUCCUUUGUAAAACUUUUGCAAAAUUCUCUAAUUGAUUCGCAAAAUGCGCAAAACGAUACGAAGGACACGGAGAAGGAAAAUCAAAAUCCUAAAAUAAGCGACGAAGACUCAUCGGCUAUGUCUCGGCAAGAUUCCAACAGGAUACUGAUAACGGUGUUGAUGGAAAACAAUUCGGGAGGAUCAUUGAGCACUGAUCUGAUACCUUUACUUGAUUCAGGUUUAAAGAAGCUACAGGAACAGCUUAAAUCAACGAAUCAAUCGUCUUCGGUUGAGUCUACCGAUGCUGUUAAUUUGCCCACCAAGUCUAUUACGAGGAUGGAGAUGAAUAUCUCGAGUGUCGAGAAUUAUUCGAAGGAUGUAACAACGGAUUGUCGACAGAUUGUACCGUCUUCUUCAUUAUCUAUGCAGAAAGACGUUAAAGAUAAUAAAAAUAGCAAUGGAUUCUUCGCUGCCGUUGCGCAAGCUAUGAAAUAUGCCCUGAAAAGUUUCUCCGGCUUGGGCAUUCCAGCAAGCAAGGUCACGACAACCGAAAUAAUUCAACAACGGAAAAUCGUCGAGGAAUCGACAUCGACAUCCCUGGAACCGGUCGUCAGCAACGUCGACAGUAUCCGGCUUCGUCCAAACAAACGAGCCCGCGAGUUCACCGAGGUAUCCUCCUCGCGAGUAGAUUCGAUCGCCGUGGAUGUCCGAAGUCCCCUGGCGAAACGUCAGAAGGGAUGGUACAAGAUGAUCAGAGCACGCCGGCCGAUCAGCCGGAUGCGAAACAGAUACGCGACAACAUCGUCUAGAGGAGUGCAGGUUUUCAGUCAAGGAUCCCUGACGGUGGGCGAUACCGUCCUCCCGCUUCCUGCGCGAGCGCAUCAGUCUACGCAAACCGAGUGAUCAUCUCUUUUAUUUUUAAAUAAAAGAUUAGAAUAUUAUUAUGUGUUCUGCGAGUAUAGUAGAUGAAUUAAGAGAAAUAAUUUAAUGAGAGAAUAUAUUUUUUAAAGCUAUAUACGUGGCGCGUUCAAAAAAAAUUGUUUUAAUAAUCGGGACAUUUAGUUUACUAAUUUAUUUUUUAUUAAAAUAAUUUAUUACAGAAUAUUCAAGAGGAAAUUUUUAUUUAAAAAUCGCGGUGAUGUGUUAAAAAUAUGUGCUGAUAUUAUAUAUUAAAUACGUUUAAAAAAAGGUGUGUUUGUGUCGCGAAUCAUAUAAAAAUAAAUUACUUUAA